This is a messenger RNA of Hemiscyllium ocellatum (epaulette shark), 5116 nucleotides long. RefSeq names its product CSC1-like protein 2. The record is from RefSeq and is a predicted model, not a curated record. The transcript is spliced from 25 exons. Lineage: Eukaryota; Metazoa; Chordata; Chondrichthyes; Orectolobiformes; Hemiscylliidae. Bases 264 to 2771 code for a protein of 835 amino acids. Gene Ontology annotation, cellular component: plasma membrane. Gene Ontology annotation, molecular function: calcium-activated cation channel activity; nucleic acid binding.
CAGCCGGUGCUGCGGUCCCUCUGACGGCUCCCUUCCCCCCUCGACGAGAAGCGGGAGGGGGCAACGUUUAUUUACCGGCAGCGUCGAAAUCGUGAGCCGAGACUGCGUUUUAUUUUGCGGGCGAGGAGUGAAAAUAUUUAAAUUUUAAUUCUGAGCGACCUCUCAUGGAUCCGGGGAUUUAGGAGCGAGGGUGGAGGUUGUCGGUUGCUAAGGGCUGGGCUCGCUGCUGUAAGGUGGUGCAGAUAAAUAAUGAAGUAAUAAAGAUGACUUCCAACUUUCAGGCAACACUCAGCUCCAUUGUGACUACAAACCGUAAUUCGACUAAGGAAUACUGCUAUAGUGCUCGAAUAAGUAGUACUGUAUUGCAGGGUUUGCCCUUCGGAGGAGUUCCUACAGUUCUUGCACUAGAUUUUAUGUGCUUUUUGGCACUGCUGUUUGUGUUCUCCAUUUUGCGAAAGGUAGCUUGGGAUUAUGGGCGACUUGCACUAGUCUCGGAUGCUGAAAGAAAGAGACGUGGAAAACAUCGAGCGGAAGAGCGGGAAUAUGUGGCUUCAGCUCUGGAUUCCGAAAACCAUGACCGAUACGAACGCCUGACAUCAGUAUCAAGCUCAGUUGAUUAUGAUCAGCGAGACAAUGGCUUUUGUUCAUGGUUGACCGCUAUCUUUCGAAUAAAGGAUGAAGAGAUCAGAGAGAAAUGUGGUGAGGAUGCCGUCCAUUACUUGUCCUUCCAGCGUCACAUCAUCGGACUCCUCGUCGUUAUUGGCGUUCUGUCUGUGGGUAUAGUGUUACCCGUAAACUUCUCAGGAGAUCUGCUUGAAAAUAAUGCAGUUAGCUUUGGCCGGACAACUAUAGCAAACCUGAAUUCUGGGAAUGACCUGCUAUGGCUCCAUACGGCUUUCUCUUUCCUUUAUCUGCUUCUCACAGUCUACAGUAUGAGGAGACAUACCUCAAAGAUGCACUACCGAGAAGAUGACUUGGUCAAACGCACUUUAUUUAUAACUGGGUUAUCAAAAUAUGCUGAACCAGAGAAAAUAAAACUACAUUUUCAAGAAGCUUAUCCAGACUGCACUGUUUAUGAAGCGCGACUCUGCUAUGAUGUGGCAAAACUGAUGCGUCUUGAUGCAAACAGGAGAAAAGCUGAGCGUAGUCGAAACUACUAUUCUAAAGAAGAAACAUCAGUUAUGAUAAAUCCUAAGCCCUGCGGUCAGCUUUGCUGUUGUGUUAUUAAAGGCUGUGAACAGGAAAAUGCUGUGGAAUAUUACACUAAAUUGGAACAAAAACUGAAGGAGGAGUAUAUGAAAGAAAAGGAAAAAGUGUAUGAGAAGCCGCUUGGUAUGGCUUUUGUAACCUUCCAGAAUGAAGGUGCAGCAGCCAGAAUUCUCAGAGACUUUAAUGCCUGCAAGUGUCAGGGCUGUAUAUUCAGCGCAGAGCCUCUGCGAUCUUCAUACAGCGAGUUCCUCCAUACUUCAAACUGGAGUGUGAGUUAUGCCCCUGAUCCCCACAAUAUUUAUUGGGAGCACUUGUCACUGAGGGGGAUUUCAUGGUGGCUGCGUUGUUUUGUCAUCAACUGUGUCCUUUUUAUUCUACUCUUCUUCUUGACCACUCCUGCUAUCAUCAUUACGACAAUGGACAAGUUCAAUGUUACAAAGCCUGUUGAAUAUUUAAAUAAUCCCAUCAUUACGCAGUUUUUUCCAACAGUCCUACUAUGGUGUUUCUCUGCACUUCUCCCAACCAUUGUUUACUACUCAGGAUUUUUUGAAGCACAUUGGACAAGAUCAGGGGAAAAUCGAACCACCAUGCACAAAUGCUACACCUUCCUUAUCUUCAUGGUCUUGAUUCUACCAUCUCUGGGUCUAAGCAGUCUGGACCUGUUUUUCCGUUGGCUAUUUGACAAGAAAUUUCUGGAAGAAGCUACAGUUCGAUUUGAGUGUGUCUUUCUCCCUGAUAAUGGCGCUUUCUUUGUAAACUAUGUGAUUGCUUCGGCAUUCAUUGGGAAUGCCAUGGAUCUACUGCGCAUUCCAGGCCUAUUAAUGUACAUGAUCCGCCUCUCCUUGGCCAAGUCAGCAGCAGAGAGGAAAAACGUCAAACGUCAUCAAGCAUAUGAGUUUCAGUUUGGAGCUGCCUAUGGGUGGAUGAUGUGCGUCUUCACUGUUGUCAUGACCUACAGCAUCACAUGUCCGAUUAUAGUCCCAUUUGGUUUGAUGUACAUGCUUUUGAAGCAUUUGGUGGAUCGCUACAAUCUGUACUAUGCUUACCUGCCUGCCAAACUGGACAAGAAGAUCCACUCAGGAGCAGUGAAUCAGGUGGUGGCGGCACCAAUAUUGUGUCUGUUAUGUCUGCUUUUCUUCUCUACUGUAAGAACAGAGUUCUUAGCUGCUACGUCCAUGUUUACAUUUGUUGUGCUGGUGGUCACUAUCGUUAUCUGCCUGUCCCAUGUCUGUUUUGGCCACUUCAAAUACCUCAGUGCUCAUAACUAUAAGCAACCCUCCACUCCAGCAGAUGCUAUAAGUACAGAGGACGAAUCCUGUUACAGGACACUGAUUGAUCGUAGUGAAGUGGACGGUGCUGUUGAAACAAAUGGACAAGGGGAAGGUACUUCAUCCCCGCCAAAGGUUACAAGAUACAUUGCCCAGGUACUGCAAGAUCCUCAGUCAGAACCCACAGGAGAUGACGAUGAGCCAGCAGCGCAGAAGUGUUCUAGAGAUGUGAAUAAUGAAGGAGAGUUCCAGUCCUGCGAAGACAGUCUAAUUGAAAAUGAAGUUCACCAUUGACUGUUUUUAAAACAAAUUAAUCAGACUGCACGGUUUAGGACCUGGGAACUAUGGCACCACUGGGUCAUUGAAACUUCAGACUGUAAUUAUUAGCCUCUGGUACUGUUUGUACCAGUUCAACGCAAUUUGCUAAACCUUUCCUGUCUUUGUUUGCUGAUUGGAGGAACACAGCAGAAAUGGAAUAUGAUGUGGUGUGCUGGAGUUGUAGAGAAAAUAGCUACGCAUUUUUACCUGCCCGACUAUAAAUGCUCAGCCAUCAUAUCCAUUGAUAUUAGUGGUAGGAAAUUUGACAGCAUAACAUCAUUCCCAGGAAAGCCUUCUGAUCUGCCACCAAAAGUAGGGAACAAACAAGUCAGCCUGAUUUUGUAAGCACACAUACCCUAACAGGAAGAGAGGGCUUGGUGGAUGACAGAGGGGGGAAAAGGAUUGAUAUUUGAUAUACUUUACUGUGUGAGACAAAAGAGCAUCAGUGUUACAGAAUCCUGGUGAAAUUGAUCCUUUUCCAAUUCAAAUCACGUAAGCAUCUAAGGAUGGUCAAAUUGAUCCAGCAUGUUGGAAUAUUUAUAAGUAUACAAUUUAGUUUAAGAGUUUAUAAAGGGAUUAGCAACAUUGAUCUGUCAGGACCAAUUUAAAUGUGUCCUUGGCACCAGGUAUCAUCUGUGUGAUGUCACUUUUGUAGGUGGAGGUGAUCUGUAGAAAUCCUGCAUUUUCAAGUGUUGAGAUGUAUACUUUCUGAAGCACCACUCUGCUGGACAUUUUCUUAUUUAUUUUUAAAAGCGCAUUUGUACACAACUGCAGUUGAAAUAUAUAUUUAAAAGAAUGUAAAGUUUUCUGCAGAAAGUAACAGUCCUGGCUGUUGGAUCUGUGGCUUACUAUGUAGUUCACAGUUGCUAAUAGGACUGUUAAAAUGAGCAGUGUGGUACUCUUGAUAAUCCCAUGUUGAAAUUGCAGGUGACCUGAUGUUUUUGUACUUCAUUUCUCCCCCCCCCCCCCCCCCUCCCCCCUUGAAGUUUUCAGAUGUCCUGUGUAAAGAAUACGUCAUUUUCAUUAUGGAUUCAUUUCCUGUUCAAUAAUCUGGUUCUCAUCUGGUGUGUUUGGGACAGGGGUUAAAAGUUGAACUUCUACCUGCAGUCAAAGCAUUUAAAAUUAUUUCUGAAUUAUACAUUUAAGAUUUACUGAAGAUCAUACAGCAUUUCUAAGUUGGCCAUUUAAUAGAUUUUUAAAAUCUGAUUUUGGGUACAGCUGAUCCAUUUUUUAAAAUCUCAAGCAAGGUUGUAGGGACCGAAAGGGAAGUUGUCCGAAAAGAACCAGGACUGAAGCUCAAAUCUUGUCAAUUCUCUUUCUGAAAGUUGCUUGACAGAACCUUUCAUAUGUUGGAAAAGCAACUCUGGACAAAGGUGCCUGACGUACUUAAAUUUAUUGAAGCAGAACCAGCAUUAUCUACCGACUAUAACCACCACAGGCUCAGGUGCAACCGUAGCUUGUCUUGGCAAGGAUAUUCUCAAUCAAGGCUGAGAGGAUGGCAAGGAGCCACUUGCAAAUCAGUUUUUUAUUGGCAAUGAUCAAGCUGCAACUUAAGAACAAUGAGGAUUGAAGUAAAUUAUUCCUCUUCCUCUUCCCCCUCUGUGUGUCUGAAAUGAUUACAGACCCAAAUACAGUAGUAUUUAACUCCUUCCACCUAGCAGCCUGUAAACUGUAUCAUCUAUCUGAUUUAUAUUUGGCUGAAUUCUCAGUUUGCUAACAUUACUAUACCCAGACUCCAUUCAAUCUUAAAACAGGUUACAGAAAGGUAAAAACAAAUUGAUAUUUAGUCCAUCUUGGUGAGAAAUGAUCCUUUUAUAGCAGGAACUGUAACAUUCCUUUCUAACCAGGCCCUAACCCAUUCACUAAUUUGUAUUACUGUUCCUUUCCUUCCUGUCAAAAUGUCAUUUGCAAUUUGAUCAGAUGAAAGUGCACAUUAUUGUUGAACAAAGUUUGCAUUCUUGAAUUUAUAUAAACUACUGUUUGGCCUAAGGGUCUUUUUAAAGUGAAUUAGAUGGAAAAUUAAACCCUAUCGUCCAUUAUACUCAAGCAAAUUUCUAUAUACUUAGGAUCAAGGAGGGUUUGUUGUCUUUACUAUCUUCAGAUUUAACAGAACAAGCUAUAUGUGAGUCAUUGGGAUUUGUUUGUUCCAGCCUCUCUCUCUUUGCGGGUCACUGAAAGAUAGUGGUUCCCGUGAUACCUUCUUGCUGAGUGCUUUACAUUGAAUUUUAGCAAAGUAUGAUCCAAAUUAAUUUCAGUACCUGCAUUACCGAGACCUGGUACUUUCAGACUUCAACGCAUUAAAAUGACAGGUUAAUUUGUUA